Oenanthe melanoleuca is the source of this 1104-nucleotide messenger RNA. It is a transcript of the gene CCDC28B, whose product is annotated as coiled-coil domain containing 28B. NCBI's taxonomy places the organism in Eukaryota, Metazoa, Chordata, Aves, Passeriformes, Muscicapidae. The transcript is spliced from 6 exons. The record is from RefSeq and is a predicted model, not a curated record. The coding region runs from base 527 to 1066 and encodes 179 amino acids.
GGCGGGAGGGGAUGGCAGGAACGACCCGGGGCUUCGGGGGCCGGAUCGCGCCCCAUUCCCGAUCCUGCGGCCGGGGCAGGGCCGGGGAUCCUGGAGGAAGUUCCCUUUCCCUUUAAAUGCAAAUCCCGGGCUGAGCGGACCGUGUCCGGGGGGAUCCGGGUGUCCGGCGGGAUCGGGGUGUCCAUCGGGAUCGGGGUGUCCGGAGGGAUCCGGGUGUCCAUCGGGAUCGGGGUGUCCGGGGGGAUCGGGGUGUCCGCUGGGAUCCGGGUGUCCGCCGGGAUCGGGGUGUCCAUCAGGUCCCGGAGGCCGGAGCGGGCCCGGCUCAGGUCAGUCCCGGCCGUGGCGCUCCGGACAGCGGCCGGAGGCUGCGGACAAAGGGGACAAAAGGGACAAAGCGGCUCCGCAGCCCCCGGAGCUGCCCCGUCCCGGCGCCGCGCGGGUCCCGGGCGGGCUCGGCGGGACAAAGGGGGCAGGACGCUCCCAGCGCCGUGCCGGUGUCUCGCCGGGUGCCGGUCCCGCAGCCCCCAUGGAGGAGCGCAGGAAGAAGCGCAGCCCCAAGCCCUGCCUGGCUCAGCCGCCGCCCCCCGGAGCCCCGCGGCCGCUGCCCCCGAGCAAGAGCGCGUCCUUCGCGCUGCCGCUGCCCGCGCUGCCCUCGCCCCGGCAGCGGCCGCGGCCCCGCCGGACGAGCAAGGAGCGGGCGCGGGCGGGCGCGGGCGGGUCCCGGGGGGCCCCGCUGCAGCACAGCUUCCUCACCGACGUGUCCGAUGUGUGCGAGAUGGAGGGGGGGCUGCUCGGCCUCCUCAGCGACUUCCACUCGGGAAAACUGCAGGCGUUCGGGAAGGAGUGCUCCUUCGAGCAGCUGGAGCACGUGCGGGAGAUGCAGGAGAAGCUGGCGCGGCUGCACUUCGGGCUGGACGUGUGCGUGGAGGAGCUGCCCCAGGAGCAGAAGAAGGCGGCGGCCGACAGGAACCUGGACCAGCUGCUGGCACACCUGGAAGAGCUCAGCAGCUCCAUACAGAAGCUGCACCUGGCCGAGAGCUCGGACCCCGAGGACGCUGCGCCCUGACCCUGUCCCCGCUCCUGUCCCCGCUCCUGUCCCUGUCC